Molecule: messenger RNA, 2734 nt
Organism: Monopterus albus (swamp eel)
Lineage: Eukaryota; Metazoa; Chordata; Actinopteri; Synbranchiformes; Synbranchidae
Gene: xkr5a
Product: XK related 5a
Exons: 7
Coding region: 127-2055 (642 amino acids)
Cellular component (GO): membrane
Source: RefSeq, a predicted model, not a curated record
ACGUCAGGUAUUUUUGACGGGGGGCAGGCAGCGGGAGAACAGUGGGCGGAUAUAGCUGCUCUACCCGAGGAGAAGGAUGCCCAAGAGGAAGCCAGCGGUUUAUUCUCUCUCCCGUUUAUCCGUAUCAUGAUAAACGCUGCUGGGGCGGUGGGGCGCAGGAUGCCGUCGGCGGCCCGGCGGAGGAGCGGGUGCUGGAUAGCUUGGUGCCAGGCGGUCCUUUUCGGCGUGUCGGGGCUGGUUAUUGUGGCCGAACGGAGCGCUCUGAUCUACUGUAUAGGGUUUUAUCUCUGGAAUGAAGAGACGCAGUGGGCGGCUCUCACUCUUGGCCUUUUUCUACCGGGGACAGCAGUUCAGCUUCUAAGUGCAAAGUGGUACUAUGAUGAUGGAGAUGACAGGCGAUGCUGCAUCUCUGUCAUACACAUUCUGCACCUGGGCAUCUUCAAAAGGUUAUGGGACUGCAUGAGGUCUGUGCUGCGCAUGCAGGGCUCGGUGGCUGAGCUCGGAGCUGCUGUCAUGCAGCAGGCAGAUGUUGCUGCCCUUUGGCUACUGGAGGCCCUCAUCCUCACACUGCCCCAGAGCCUGCUGCAGGCAUAUGUUGUGGUAUCUACUGACGUGGGCAUCAUGUCACCGGUGGCCUAUUGCUGUGGUCUGUGUGUGCUGUCUAUAUCCUGGGCCCUGGUGCUGUACAGUAGAGCCUGCUGUCUGAUCCGACCGGGCCACCUGGCCAUGCCUCCAGCAGCCCUGCUGUGCCAGCUGGUGUGGAGGGCAGGCAUGCUUGGUGCCAGGGUGACUUGCCUCAUGUUCUUUGCCAGGGUCUUUAACUGGUGGGUCUGUGGAGUAGUAGGUUUCCACUGGCUCACCGCCUCCUUCUGGCUGGUAUCACAGCAACCAGACAUCUGCACUGGCCCCUGGUGUUGGCGUGCCUUUAACAGCAUCAUGGGGCUCAUCCAUGUCUUCCUCUUCCUCAACAUCAAGGAUGGACCGUCACGCUUCCGCAUGGCCAGCUUUUAUGCAUUUAUGCUCAUAGAGAAUGCUACUCUGAUGCUUGCUGCCUCCGACUUCCUUAGCGAAGCAUCAUGGGACAGCUUGACCCUUCCCACCACUGUGCUGUGUAGCUUCCUUCUCGGUGCUACCUCUCUUGUCCUGUACUACCGGUUCCUCCAUCCCAAGUCAACAGAGAUCUCCCAGGGUACGAACCACAACCACAUGGGCAGCACUUGUAUAGAGCAGGGGGAGUCUUCCUUCUCUCUUGGGGACAAAAGCCUGCCAGCUCCCUCCAUUCAAAACCACAGCAGCUUCUCCCUCUCAGGUGUUGUAGGUUCUUUCUUGGAGCACCCAGGAACCUGUGGGGGCCGCCCUAACAGCUCCUGCCUUUGCUACCACCAUCACUGGCUCUUGAUCCGACUGGCCCUUAAAACAGGAGACUUGGGGAAGAUUAACAGAGCCUACGGGGCUGGUGGAGCAGCAGUCAUACUAGACAUGGAGGUGUACCACCAUGAGUUUAAGAGUAACGAGGGCAUUACUAUCACAGGUGGAGGCAGUUUUGAGGGUGUCUCCAACUCUGAGACCAAAGGGAAGGGCCAAGCACCGCUCUCGGACUGUAAAGAUGAUUUCCAGAGCGUGAGCGAACCCUCGUCAACUGAACAACCCGAAGAAGAGUAUGACAGUCUGGAGUCACCCACAUCUGAUUUGAAACGCAGCUCACCAGAGGGCAAGUCUGUGUUUGGAGACAGUCCAGAGCCUUAUUUCUGCCCCACAGAGUCAAGUUCAACCCUGUAUUUCAGUGCUGAUCCUCAGUCUCCCAGCAGUGCCAGUAACCCUCGUUUGGACCGGGACAUUGGGGGUCUGGAACAGGGCGUUCGCCUCAACUCUAUCCCUAGUGAUCCAGCCCUUCAUAGAGAUGUCCGUGGGCUCAUGUGCCGGGUCGGGCCACGUUGCAUUUCCACACCUAAAUUGGACUCUGGGCUGCUGGACUCUCCCUCCACUGUCCCUCAUUUCACAGGUCCAAGAAGGCAGCUCAUAAUGUCCCAAACAGAAGAAGACGAUAAUUUCUAGCUUUCUCAUGACAGAAUCAGUAAAAGAGUAACAGCAACUUAUCUAACAUUAAAGAAGUGCACCAGCUUUUUGGAAGGCUUUUUAUUCAUCUUCUCAGUGGAUAACAAUGCUUGCAGAAAUUUCACUUCUGUACACCUAUAUAUUUAGCACACUAUGUGGCACAGGAUAUGCAACAUUUUUGGGACAAUGAUAAGCUAGCCUGUGUUCUUCUCAAAUCAUGAAUACAUUUUCUAAAAGCAGUUGCCCAAAAAUCUGUGCACACAGAGGUGAAACCAUCAGCAGUGUUUUCAUUAGACAUUGAGAAGAUAAUUAAAAAGCAAAUUAAUUAUACUGUGCAAUAAAAUAAACACUGGUUCUGCUACAUUGUAAUUACAUGUUAAGAAAUUAGCCUUGACUUGUAUCAAUAAACAUAAUUAGAAAUAUGCAGCUGCUUUAUGAUCUCUGGCAGCUGAUGGCCUCUAUUUUACAUGAUGAAACUGCUCUUGUUCACAUAAAUAACUGACAGCAGUUAUGAGAAUAGAGAAAUGAUUCCUGAAUCUAAAGCAAACAGGAAUGUCUGACUGAACCUGUACCAUCUUGACGUCAGCCAGGGUUUUUUUUUUGGCUUCUUAAAAGCACAGAUAUCUUCUGUGUAAUAGAUGUAGUGCUGUGAGUUUUUGUUAUUCACAUAGGGAAAAAG